Molecule: messenger RNA, 3609 nt
Organism: Pogona vitticeps (central bearded dragon)
Lineage: Eukaryota; Metazoa; Chordata; Lepidosauria; Squamata; Agamidae
Gene: NLN
Product: neurolysin
Biological process (GO): proteolysis; peptide metabolic process
Cellular component (GO): mitochondrial intermembrane space
Molecular function (GO): metalloendopeptidase activity
Source: RefSeq, a predicted model, not a curated record
GAGGAGGAGGAAGGCAGGCAAUAGCUGGUCGUGGGCCAGGCCCCUCUCUUUCCUUCUGCCGGCCCGCGCGGUGCGUCCAAGCGCGCCAAACUUCUCCCCGACCCGUCCGGCUCGCUCCCGCGGCGCUGUCGUGGUUCCGGAGGGAGGGAGAGAAGGGGGAAGCGCGCGACCGGGCGCGCGCCUUAAAGGGGGCGCGCGGCACCGAGACGGGGCCGGCGGAAGUGAGCGGGGUCUGCGCUCCUUUGGGCGGCCAGCGUGUGAAGGCGGACGCCGCGGGAAGCACGUGGGCCGCCUGGGCUUGCGCCCUGACAGACCGCGGCGAGGGCGGAGAAGCGGCCGGUGGGCUUCGGGGUCGGCCGGAGCGUGACUGCCCCCCCUGCUUCGUCUUCUUCUUCCUCUCUUUCUCCUUCCAUGCUGUCCUUGGGCGUUUCUGUGGGCCGAAACUGGAGCAGGUACUGUACUCUGUGCAAGGCGGACAGAGAGAGACAGACAGACAGCCCGCCCUCACCUGCAAGAUAUCGGUUGGCACCGGGGAGGGGUCGCGUCUGAAGGACCGCGGGCGGAGGCUGCCCGCAUUUUUCCUCCGCUGCACACACUGCAGUCUCUUUUGUUUGCAAGGGCUGAGGCAGGGAAAGGCGUUCUGUGUCAGGGCCCUUCUCUCUCUGAGAGCUGGUGGCCCAAGAAUUUUAUUCAAAAUGACAUUAGGAACAGAGAUUACUACCCUUCUGAAGGCUUCUUCCUGUAGUGCAGCAGACCGAAACUUUCUGAAAUGGGAUUUGCCACCAGAGCAGAUUAAAACAAGAACUGAGGAACUAAUCAAGAAAACAAAGCAGGUCUAUGACAGUGUUGGGAUGCUUGAUAUGGAUACAGUCACUUAUGAGAAUACUGUACAAACUCUAGCAGAUAUAGAAGUUGAGUAUUCAGUGGAAAGAAGCAUGUUGGAUUUCCCGCAGCAUAUCUCACCUGAUAAAGAUGUGCGUGCAGCAAGCACUGAAGCCGAUAAAAAGCUGUCUCAUUUUGAUGUUGAGAUGAGUAUGAGAGAGGAUGUUUUCCAAAGAAUUGUCCAUUUCCAGCAAACAUAUGACAUUAAAGCUUUAAAGCCCGAAGCCAAAAGAUAUUUAGAAAAGUCAAUAAAAAUGGGAAAAAGGAACGGGCUUCACCUUCCUAUAGAAGUACGAAAUGAAAUCAAGACAAUAAAGCAGAAACUGAGUGAAUUAUGCAUAGACUUCAGCAAAAAUCUCAAUGAAGAUAAUACUUUUCUGAUAUUUUCUCAAGAGGAGCUGUGUGGCCUUCCUGAGGAUUUUAUCAGUGGUUUAGAGAAAACUGAAACAAACAAAUAUAAGGUUACCUUAAAAUACCCUCACUAUUUUCCUGUUAUGAAGAAGUGCAGUGUUCCAAACACUAGACAAAAAAUGGAAGCUUCUUUUAACACCAGGUGCAAAGAGGAAAAUACUAACAUUCUUCAACAGUUGCUUCCAUUGAGGGCAAAACUAGCAGAGCUUCUGGGAUACAACACACAUGCCAACUUUGUCCUUGAGCUGAACACAGCAAAGAUCACAGACAAUGUUACAGAAUUUUUAGAUGUUCUGAGUAAUAAGCUGAAGCUUCUGGGUGAAGAAGAAAGAGUGUUUAUUUUAAAUCUGAAGAAGAAAGAAUGUGAAAUCAGAGACUUUGAAUAUGAUGGAAGGAUUAAUGCUUGGGAUCUACAUUACUAUAUGAAUCAGGUGGAGGAGCUCAAGUAUUCCAUUGAUCAAGAGAAGCUGAAGGAGUACUUUCCCAUUGAAGCAGUCACAGAAGGGCUACUGAAUAUUUACCAGCAGCUCCUUGGACUUGUAUUUGAAAAAGAGAAUGAUGCUCAUGUUUGGCAUGAGAGUGUUACUCUUUACACAGUGAAGGACAGUUCAACAGGAGAUGUUCUAGGGCAGUUUUACUUGGACCUCUACCCAAGAGAAGGAAAGUACGGCCAUGCUGCCUGCUUUGGUCUCCAGCCAGGCUGCCUUCUUUCUGACGGCAGCAGGAUGAUGUCAGUAGCAGCUCUGGUUACCAACUUCACAAAGCCUAUGCUGGAUCGUCCAUCGCUGCUGCGUCAUGGUGAAGUGAAAACAUACUUCCAUGAGUUUGGACAUGUAAUGCACCAGAUAUGUGCUCAGACUGAUUUUGCAAGAUUCAGUGGAACUAAUGUGGAAACAGACUUUGUAGAGGUACCUUCACAGAUGUUUGAGAAUUGGGUAUGGGAAAUAGAACCUCUGCAAGCAAUGGCAAAACAUUAUAAAGAUGGCAGCCGUGUUCCUGAUGAUCUCCUGGAAAAGCUUGUUGCUUCUAGGCUGGCCAACACAGGCCUUUUGACUCUUCGUCAGAUUGUUUUGAGCAAGGUUGAUCAAUCUCUUCAUACAAAUGCUUCUGCUGAUCCUGCUGAGGAAUAUGCCAAAUUCUGUGAUGAAAUUUUGGGGAUACCUGCAACCCCAGGUACAAAUAUGCCAGCUACCUUUGGCCACUUGGCAAGUGGAUAUGACGCCCAAUACUAUGGAUACUUGUGGAGUGAAGUUUUCUCUAUGGAUAUUUUUUACAACUGCUUUAAACAAGAAGGCAUAAUGAAUCCAAGGGCUGGAAUGAAAUACAGAAAUUUUAUCUUGAAACCUGGAGGUUCAUUAGAUGGGAUGGAUAUGCUCCAAAACUUUUUAGGUCGUAAGCCAAAUCAAAAAGCCUUUUUAUUGAGUAAAGGGCUAUUUACUUAAUCAGACUAUGAGUUGUUUACCAUCAGAUGUCAUCCGGCAAAUCAGUCCUGAAAUGAUUUGAUUCAGUUGAUUUUCUGAAAGGUAAAACGUGUUCACUAGGAAAAAACUAAUUGUUUUUCUAAUGUUUUUAUUACUGUUUUUCACAAUUCUUAAUGUCAAUUCAAAAUUCACUCUGAAUUGCCGUACUGUAUUGAACUGUGUACUUUUUAUUUAUAAAUUAUUUGUGGAUUCUGAUAAAUGAUAAAAGGAAAAAUGUUGUAAUUUUCCAAAUUAAUUAGAAGUGGUGAAGAAAUGUUAACGUCAUCAGUGUGGAUUUUUAAUUCUGUAUAAUAUUACUCAUUAUUUGGUCUACUUAGUAGUAACUUACAGAGGGUAAGACCUCACAGUCAGGUGGCAACCUGUUUCCUUCUUUUACAAUGUGACUCUUCUAGGCAAAGCAACUCUUUUAAUGCCUAAGGACAGAUUCAGCUGUUAUAAGUACAGUAGCUAAUAAUUAGAGCUAAAAGCAUGUUACUGUUGGAGAUAAGUUACUGAGGCAGUAUUUUUAGGCUUGUAAAAUCAGAUUUCAAAGGCACCUCAAGCUUAAAUCCCAAAAAUCAAUCACCAAACAGCAAACCAAUGUGCAUACUGCUGGGGUUGAGAGAAGCUCUUGUGAAACCUGCCUUAGUUAUGGAUUUUGAGAAAACUUUGCAUUAGAAUGAACAGAUAGUCUGUUUCCUCUUAAGGAUAUACUGCUUCUUAAUACUAAAUUGGCAUCCUAAAUUUCCUUCUUGUACUCUGCCCAAUAGACAGAGACCACACUUGAGGCACUUAAUAAUCCUGAUGUGCUUGUUUACUUGAAAGCACAGCAUUCACAGAACAAUAAGCAUCAUUU